Molecule: messenger RNA, 5134 nt
Organism: Dromiciops gliroides (monito del monte)
Lineage: Eukaryota; Metazoa; Chordata; Mammalia; Microbiotheria; Microbiotheriidae
Product: zinc finger protein 425-like
Exons: 4
Coding region: 359-2911 (850 amino acids)
Biological process (GO): regulation of transcription by RNA polymerase II
Cellular component (GO): nucleus
Molecular function (GO): DNA-binding transcription activator activity, RNA polymerase II-specific; RNA polymerase II cis-regulatory region sequence-specific DNA binding
Source: RefSeq, a predicted model, not a curated record
CUGAGGUUUGAGCCCUGGGCGCAGGUGCUGAGGACUCAGGCAGAGUCGGAGCGCAAGCCGCAAGCGGGAGCUAGAGCCAGAGCUGGGUGGAAGCGGUUUGAGAGAGCGGGAGCAGCCCAGCCUAGGGACCUGAGUGCGGGACAGCUACCAGCUCGACCUCCCAUCCCCCUUGGGACCCGGCACCGCCACCAGCCUCUGGACUCCGCGCCCUCCCUGCUGACACCCGACCUCAUUGCAGGAGGGAGGGGGGAGCGUGGGCGAAGAAGGCUGUCCGCCUCCUCUCCGUUUAGUCUUGAAGGGAGGGGGGCUGUAGAGAAGCUGCAGCGUCCUCGGGACUCGGGAAAGAGGACGAAAAACCAUGCCCAAGGCGACUCCUGUUAAGGUGACUGUGACAUUUGAUGAUGUGGCUGUGUAUUUCUCAAAGAAUGAGUGGAAGAAACUGGAAUGGUCCCAGAAAGAACUUUAUAAGCACGUGAUGAGAACUAAUUAUGAAACCUUGAUCUCUUUGGAUUAUACUAUUCCCAAACCAGACUUGAUAUCCCAUAUUGAACAAGGAAAGGAACCAGUCUUUAAGAAGCGGGCAAAUUUGGAGACACAUGUGAGGACGAUCCAAUCUGGCGCUAACGAGCUGCACAACUCCAACAGCAUUGUGGGACAGCAAUCUGGCACUAAUGAGCUAUGUAACUCUGACAAUAUUGAGGAACAGCAAUCUAGUCAUGACGAACUAUGUAAUUCCAACAGCAAUGAUGAACAGCAAUGUGUCUCUGGAAACCAAAGAGCUGUUCAGCUAAGAGCAAAGGAAUACCAUUUUGGUGGUCCUCAAAACCAUGACUCCUCUGGAUCUUCACUACUGAAAGAGGGAGAUGUUUUCUGCAGGCCCAACCAAAGAAACAACUUGAGAAACCUCUCCUCCCAAAACACACAGCCUUCAAUUCCAGAAGGCCCCACUGGGCACAGAUUCUAUCCCUGCCAUGUAUGUGGGAAAAGCUUCCAGUUCAAAGGUCACUUGGUAAAACACCAAAGGAGCCACUCAGACAACCAAUGCCAAUGCCCAAAGUGCAAGAAGAAAUUCAGCAGGCAAUCUGACCACAGACAGAAAGGAAAGAACAAAAAAAAGGGAAAGAACAGAAAAAGAAUCUACGAGUGCAGUGAGUGUGGUAAGAGCUAUUGCCUGAAAAGGAACCUGAAUGCCCAUCAACGUCAGCACAAUGUGGAUGAUUUAACUCAAGAAUCUAAAAGGAAUAAGAAUGUCACCCGCAAGGUCAACCGAAAGAGGCCUGAGCGCACAUUCAGCAGGGGGAAUGUCUUCACUUGUAGGGAGUGUGGGAAAAGUUUCUGCCAGGAAUCUUACCUGAGAACCCAUCUAAGCUUGCAUAAAGAGGAAAAGCUGUUUAUCUGUGGUGAGUGUAACAAGUGCUUUUCUUAUCAGUACAAGUUCAUUGAACACAUAAGAAUUCAUACUGGGGAGAAACCCUUCCAGUGUACCAGCUGUGGAAAGAGCUUCCGCCUCAAGGUCAAUCUGAAGAUUCAUGUAAGCCUGCACAAUGGGGUUGAUCCUUACCGCUGUAGUGAAUGUAAAAAGACCUUUGCUCACAAAUCAAGCCUCGUCCGACAUGUCAGAAGACUUCAUCGACUAGAUAGGCCUUUUAAGUGUCCUGAGUGUGACAAGACCUUCAAAAGGAAGACCACCAUGAAACUCCAUUAUGGCCUACACAAAGGGGAAAGACCAUUCCCUUGCACAAAAUGUGACAAAUGUUUCAGUCAACAAAUUAAACUUACCGAACACAUGAGAGUCCACACUGGGGAGAAACCUUACGCAUGUCCUGAAUGUGGUAAAAAAUUUCGCCUGAGGAGAAGUAUGAUAGCCCAUCAGAGCGAACACAGUGGGAUGAAGUCCUUCAUCUGUGGAGAGUGUGGCAAGAGAUUCCUCAUGCAGUACAUGCUCACAGAACACUUCAGGGUCCACAGUGGAGAGAAGCCCUUCCAGUGUGGUGAAUGCGGUAAGAACUUUACCCGGAGAACCAACUUGAAUGCCCACAUGCGUAUACAUACUGGACAAAAGCCAUUCUCCUGUAGCCAGUGUGGCAAAUGUUUCCCCCAUCAUUCUAAGCUCGCUCAGCACCUUCAAGUGCACAACAAGGAAAAAACCUUCCAGUGUCCUGAAUGUGACAAAAGCUUUCGCCAAAAUAGAAGUCUGAAGGCCCACAUGAGCCAGCACAAUGGAGAGAAGCCUUUUGCUUGUAAAGAAUGUGGCAAAAGCUUUGCCUUACAGCAUGUCUUCAAUGAACACAUCAGGGUUCACAGUGGGGAAAAGCCCUUCCAGUGUCCUGAAUGUAACAAGUGCUUCUAUAGAAAGGCUACCAUGAAGGUCCAUCAGAACAGACAUAAGCAGAAAAAGUCAUACCCAUGCCCCAAGUGCGAAAAAUGUUUUUCCCAGCGUUGUGAGCUCACAGAACACGCUAAAUCUCACCAAAAGAAGAAGGCCUUCCAGUGUUCUGAGUGUGACAAGAGCUUCUCUCAGGAAAAAUCUCUGAAGGCCCAUGAGAGUCUACACAAAGCAGGGAAUACACUUUCCUGUGAUGAAUGUGGUAAAAAUUUCAGCCGGAAGUGUGAGCUAAAUAGACACAUCAAGAUCCACACUAGGAAGAAGUCCUUUCAGUGUCCUGACUGUAAAAAGUGCUUUGUCCACAAGUCAUCCUUGAGGGCACACCACCAUGUACAUAAGAAGGAAAGGCCAUUCUUAUGUUCUGAUUGUGGCAAGAGUUUUGCUUAUGUGGGUGCAUUCAAUACCCAUAUGGCAGCCCAUGCUAAGGAGAAAACCAAGAGUGCCAGGUCAGAGAAGAGUUCCAGAAAAGAGAAGAGUUCCAGGUCAGAGGUGGUACCCAAUAGUGCUAGCUCUUUGGACCAAUGAGCAUCAUUAGAGUUAAUUCUAGGUAUAAUUCUAUAAUUUGAUGGGAAGCUAUACCAGGAUGUACACCAGUCAAAUGGGUCAAUAGUUCAGAAGAUAUAGAAGGCUGAGUAAAUCCAAGAAUCUGAGAGACCACAAAGAGCCUUCUUUCUAAAGCCUUACACUGAAGCUUCUCUUUGCCCUUUCCUAAAAAUAUGAGUUCACAUUGCUCUUAUUGACUCCUUUAGUGCCUUCUAAAGGUGUGAACAACCCUAUACCCAUUGACCCUUCUUUCCUUCUCUCCUUCUCCAGGGAUUUCAUAGCCUUAUACACAGAGAAUAUCCUAAAAAAGACCAUGAAUGAGGACAUGUGAAGGGGUUGAAAGUCUUCUAUAGCUUGACCUACUCUCAAUUUCCCUUUCCUAGAAUUCUUUGAUUAAACUUAAGAGUAUCAUUCCCAUGAAGUGAAUACUUUCUAAUAGGGAGGAGAUUCCUGAGAGAUAGCUCUAUUUGUUUUUUAAAAAUGGGAUGACAUUAUCCCAGCUUUUAGAAUAAUUAUCCUCUUAAGUCUUAAUCAUUACUUUCACAGUUGUAUUAAACUUUUCUAGCUGGAAAUGACAUCUUUGGUGACAAACAAUAGGCUUUAUAUUUAACCCCCCUUUAUUUCCACAAGUAUUUAUCACUUCUGAAAAAUGUUUGAGGAUGGUUAAAGAAAAUCCCAGAUUGAAAAAAAAAUCAGUAAAACCUUGGCCAUAUUUUGUUCUGCUGUGGAAGUUAACACUAGUGCUUUUGUAUACCUCGUGGCAUAAACUACCAUUGCAAGAGUUGCUUGUUUUUUAAAUGGUAAGUGGGAUUAAGGAACAUACCUGUUAGGCCUAUAUACUCUAUGGAAUAAUUUCCCUAAGAAUGAACAAAUAAGGCUUUAGUUUGGUGUUUACUUCUGAACAUUCUCAAAAGACUUACAACUUUCUUUCACCUGCUGUAUUAUCUUAGGCCAGGAGAAAUUUAGUAACUAUCUUCUUAUUUUUAGUCCCUAGAUGAUUUAUCUAUGUGUAUAUAAGUAUGUAUAUAUAUCUAUGUAUAUGUGUGUGUAUGCUUAUAUACAUAUGCAUAUAUAGAUGUAGAUCUAUUUAGAUAGAUAGAGCUAUAUCUAUAUAUAGUAAAUAAUGAGCAAUUCAACAACCAUUUUAUGUUCUAAACAUUUGCUUCUGAGGUUUCCCUAAUAACACUUAGGAUCACAAAUUUUGAGCUGGAAAAUUUUUUCUUAACCCACUACUUUCUAAUGACUUGCCCUUUUGAUGCCCACAGUUACUUAUAAAGCUAACUCGAGGUUGAUGACCAAAGAUUACACAUUACUCAUCCUUAUAAACUUCUUGGCCUCUACUUUUUAUUCCUUAAGAGAUGUCUUUUUUUCUCCCCUCUGAAUACUUUAAAACACAAUUAAACAGAGCUGUUUUAGAAUUAGGAUUUUAAUAGUGGUUCAAAGAAAAAAUGUCAAUAACAGAUUAUGAAUUUCAUUAGGAAGAUGAGAAAAGUUGUAUUUGGACCAAACUAGAGAUAGCCUACAAAGUCUUCAGUCAGCAAAUACUUAUUGAAUUCCUACCAUGUACAAAGGACUGCUGCUAGGUAGUGUGAGAAUUUGAAAAGAGCUUCUGCCAUUGAGUACUUUAUAAUCUAGUUGGAGAGAGAAGACAUAUAUACCUAAAAAACUUGAAAUAUACAAAGGUAUAAGUAAAAUGUUCAGAAAUAAUUUCCUCUUAGUCUUUGUCAUGGAAGAGGGGCAAUGGGCUAACAGAAGCUAUACUUUGUUCUAUGUAAAAAAAAAAUCAAAUUUUAUUUCAAUAACCCAGAAGAGGAGGCAGCUAGGUGGCUCAGUGGAUAGAGCACCAGCCCUGGAUUCAGGAGGACCUGAGUUCAAAUCCAGCCUCAGACCCUUGACACUUACUAGCUGUGUGACCCUGGGCAAGUCACUUAACCCCAAUUGCCUCACCCCCCCCCAAAAAAAUAACCCAGAAGAAAAGUGUGUGGAGAGGGAUCAGAAUUCAGGAAGCCAAGAGACAAAAGAUGUAGUAUGUCCCCUUCCCCUGACUUUGCUUGUUUACCAGUAGUUUGUUCGGCCAUGUAAAGGUCUGUUUAAAAAUCAAAGGAGAGGAGGGGGCGGCUAAGUGGCACAGUGGAUAAAGUACCGGCCCUGGAUUCAGGAGUUCCUGAGUUCAAAUCCGGCCUCAGACACUUGACACUUACUGGC